This is a messenger RNA of Podospora pseudopauciseta, 1086 nucleotides long. RefSeq lists its product as uncharacterized. The coding region runs from base 1 to 1086 and encodes 361 amino acids. The transcript is spliced from 5 exons. The record is from RefSeq and is a predicted model, not a curated record. Lineage: Eukaryota; Fungi; Ascomycota; Sordariomycetes; Sordariales; Podosporaceae.
AUGGCUGUACACGAUGACUGCUUCCGUAUCUUUAUGCGAUACCGCCAAAUAUCGGAGCAGGAGGUACUGACAGCGCUGCGGGAGUUUUCCGCAUGGAGCCAACCAUGGAAUAUUCGCCCCAAGCUACAACUAGAGAAUAGCAACAUCGAGAUCCUCCCUGUACACCAUUUUGCUGCAGCUCUCGGGCUUGCCCCAGCUUACCCGGCUGCCACCCGAGCUUACGAAGAUGAUCCAAAACUUCUCGGCCGACAACCUUGUUUGGAGGCUCACUCGAGUGAUUGGGCUCGCGGAAAAUGGGCCCCCGCUGUCUGUCAUGCCACAAGCUUUUCAUCUAUCCUAGAUUUCCGCUUUGGGAGCGCGGCGGAGAACCUGUCCUCGCAGCAAACGGUUAUCAUUCGUCUGACCGUCGACUCGCGCGGACUUCAGAGGGUUGAAAGGCUACAAGAAAAGCCCGUCCAUCGCCCUGGGAGGUCCGAAUCAAAGGCCUUCGCUGUGUUUGAUGAAAGGGAUGUGCGAGGGGCCGUUUGGUGGUUCAAGUGUGAAUCCAGAUUCGCAAUCCCCGUCUGGGACACGCCCACACCCCCUACUAGGAUAAACCUACCGCCUAUGGUUGAGUGGUGUUGGGCCGUGGAAUUGGAACAGGCGAGUUGUAUCACUUUUAUGGUCGGCGGGGAUGGCGUCGAGGGCGUUCACGCCCAUACAGAUGGAUCAUAUCCCUGUGCCGCCACUGCGUCCAAGUCUCUGAAUCAUUGCCAAUGGAUAUACGUUCUUACCCCACCCGGCGACAAAAUCACGGCAUGUCGUGAAGUUGUUCUGGGCUACCAUACGGCAUUACUGUUUCGCAGGGAGCUCUCUGGUAUCGGUUGGGUUGGGGGUCUAUUUUGUCUACGGUACAACAGCCAUCAGACCUACAUGGUAAAUGAGCACAGCAUCAUGCCCACGGCAUUGGUUCUCCAUCUCAAAAUGAACCGCGAUGGUUCCUAUCAGAAACCAUCAGCACUUUCUGUUCUGUUCAGGGUUAUCGUGACCCUAGGAUCGGUCAACCAAGCCCCGUACCACCGUUGCGCCCACGCGAUGCUCACUUGA